AUGAACUCAGCGGUCAGCACCGAGUCCAUGGAUAUGGCUGAGGAGGAGAUGUCUCAGGUGGAGGGUUGUGAGCGCCAUGAGCGACGAGGUCACCAAGCAACUAGCGGCCGCUGGCCCAGUAGGCAUGGCGGCAGCAGCAGCGAUCGCCUCAUCCAAGAAACGCAAGAGACCGCACUCAUUCGAGACGAACCCCUCCGUAAGGAAGAGACAUCAGAACAGACUGCUGAGGAACUUAGACAAACGAUCGAGGAGUUUGCGACCCGCGUGGGUCAGCAAGCGGUGGUGCUGGUAGCGACCCCCGGCAAGCCCAACACUUCAUACAGGGUGUUUGGAGCUAAACCACUAGAAGACGUUGUACGGAACCUGCGCUGUAUGAUCAUGGAGGAGCUCGAAAAUGCGCUCGCGCAGCAGUUCGGGCUGGGCGGGUGCGCGCAGGCGCCGCCGCCGCCGCAGGACGACCCGUCGCUGUUCGAGCUGCCGCCGCUCAUCAUAGACGGGAUCCCCACGCCCGUCGAGAAGAUGACGCAGGCGCAGCUGAGGGCCUUCAUACCGCUCAUGCUCAAGUACUCCAUGGUCCGCGGUAAGCCGGGCUGGGGCCGGGAGUCGACGCGGCCGCCGUGGUGGCCCAAAGACCUGCCCUGGGCUAACGUAAGGAUGGACGCGCGCUCCGAGGAUGAAAAACAAAAGAUGUCGUGGACGCACGCGCUGCGGCAGAUCGUGAUCAACUGUUACAAGUACCACGGACGAGGACCUGCCUUCACCGAAAACGACAAAGGUAUGCUACUUAUGUCGUGGACGCACGCGCUGCGGCAGAUCGUGAUCAACUGUUACAAGUACCACGGACGACGCUGUUCAGCACUAACCUUCACCGAGGACGACGACGACAAGCAGGCGCCGCAGACUUCGUCGUCGUGUGCUAGCGGCAGCACUAGUCGCUCGCAGCCGGCCGUGCUCGCCUCGCAGCAAGUCUGCAUCGACCAGAUGACGCUGGCCGAUGUCGAUAUGUCCCAGUACGCGCCGGCCAUGCUGCAGACGAUCACCAACCCUGACGGGACCGUGUCUCUCAUACAAGUGGACCCUAACAGUCCUAUCAUAACCUUGCCUGAUGGUACCACCGCUCAAGUGAUCCACAGCGGGUCCGAGGGUGCAGCCAGUGUGGUGCAGGCUCUGGAGGGCGAGGGCGCGGUCGCUGUGGACCUGAACGCUGUGGCGGAGGCCACGCUCAACCACGACGGACAGAUUAUACUCACUGGGGAGGAUGGACACGGUUACCCGGUGUCAGUGUCGGGUGUGAUCACAGUGCCCGUGUCAGCGUCCGUGUACCAGUCGAUGGUGGCCUCGAUGCAGCAGCAGGACGGAGUGUGUGUCACACCGCUAGUACAGGUGGAGCAAGGUGGCGAGACGCUGGAGGCUCUAUCAAUGGGCGGAGGAGUAGCCCAGGUUGUGUUACAGGGAGGGGAGCAGGUUUUGCAGGUGUUGAGUCUCAAGGAUGCAUCCGUGCUCACCAAGGCCAUGGUACAGAUACUAUGA
This is a messenger RNA of Danaus chrysippus (African queen), 1530 nucleotides long. The record is from the annotation of a GenBank genome assembly. NCBI's taxonomy places the organism in Eukaryota, Metazoa, Arthropoda, Insecta, Lepidoptera, Nymphalidae.